Blumeria graminis f. sp. triticale is the source of this 936-nucleotide messenger RNA. NCBI's taxonomy places the organism in Eukaryota, Fungi, Ascomycota, Leotiomycetes, Helotiales, Erysiphaceae. The record is from the annotation of a GenBank genome assembly.
AUGCAGAUCAAUUCCGUCCUCAUGGCCGCUCUCAUGUCCGCCUAUGUCCAUGCCAUCCCACUUAACAUCAAUCUCGGCGCUUAUUCACCCGCCCUGGUAGUCGGUGAUGGAGAGAUUUCAUUCAAGGGUAAAGAAGAUGUCUCAGAUCUUAUGAACGCACUCGAAGGCGCUGCUGUUGAGGGUGCCGCCAAGAGUAAGGCCGCCGGAGGUGCACCGCCGCCCCAGGGAUCUCCUGCCGCCGCCCCACCGCCCACAGCUGCCCAAGUCUCUGGUCUCGGCGAGCCUGAGCCAGCACCACAAGUUAGCGCACUCCAGGGAAUGGGCAAACACAUUGCGCCACGCGUCGUGCCCCUAGUCAAACGCGACAAUGACCCACGCAGUCUCAAAGGCUUCGGCGCCGCCCUCGACUAUGCCGUAGCAACCCUGAACAAAGGCCCUGCCGUCGAACUCAGUACAGGUCCUUCCGGUUCCGGAAUUGGAGUCAAAGUCACGCCCACUGGCGCCGGAGCACCAAAGGCUCCCGGUGGUGGUGGUGCUGGAAAUGGUGCAGGUGCAGGUGGUGGUGCUCCAAAAGCUGGAGGAGGUGCUGGAGGCGGUGGUGCUGGACCUGGAGCAGGCGCUGGCGCCGGAGCUGGAGCAGGAGCUGGAGCCGGAGCAGGCGCAGGAGCAGGCGGAAACAAAGGUAAUGGUAAAGCUGUCAUUGGCCGUCGCUCCGAUCACGCAGAUCCCAAGCCCAAGACGACCGUCACAACCAUGUUCAUCCGCGGCCGGCCAAAUCUCGAUGCUGCCACAACCCUCGAAGCAGGAGAAGUGCUCGAAAAGCGGGCAACUCCCGGCCUCGAUGGAGUAAGUCUCAAUGUCGCUCAAGGCCAGGUGGCAGAGCUCACCUUUGUUGAGACACGCUCAGCCGACGAUGCAGAGAAAGACGAAGAAUAG